Mollisia scopiformis is the source of this 2043-nucleotide messenger RNA. Its product is annotated as transmembrane amino acid transporter. Gene Ontology annotation, molecular function: amino acid transmembrane transporter activity. Gene Ontology annotation, cellular component: vacuolar membrane. Lineage: Eukaryota; Fungi; Ascomycota; Leotiomycetes; Helotiales; Mollisiaceae. The transcript has 4 exons. The coding region runs from base 1 to 2043 and encodes 680 amino acids. Gene Ontology annotation, biological process: amino acid transmembrane transport. The record is from RefSeq and is a predicted model, not a curated record.
AUGAGUCGGAUACCAAAGACGUGGGACGAGUAUCAAUAUGGGACGUCGGGGUCUCACAGAGGUUCUGUGAGCUCUGCUGGUGGUCGAAGUAUAAGAUUCGAUGAGCAAACAGUUGGGUCUCCUUCAGCUUCUUCGGCACUUUUGGAUGCACCAGGAGAACGAUCGGAAAGCGACCAACACGGAGAGUUGCGAAGACGGAGAUCUUCUAUCGGUCUUCAUCUGAAUUCUAUCGCACAAAUUGGAGGUGUCAAUAGUAUCGAAAACUUUGCCAGAAGCUGGACUCGAGCUGCAGCUUUUGACCUCCUCACCCCGCAUCGACCUUCCUUCAUACUCCAAGACGAUCAAGAUCGAGACGAAGAAGGAACUAUUCAAUAUGGCAGAUCAGAGUAUGGACACAUGCCCAGAACGUCUUUGCUCAGAGCACAUCUCGAGGCGAACGACAGUCCUGAAGUUGCGGUGGAUGACGACUCGGAGCUAGAUCCCAACACUCCUCGGCCAUUAGACCACAGAGAGUCAGAAGGCCGACGUUUAGGUGCUGAAUUUGGAAGCAUGCAGGGCAGUGUUAGAGGCAGCAACAUUGGUAGUGUCAGAGCACAGUCCAUUUUUGCCAUUGCUCCUCACCUAGCAACGCCUUUAGCAGGAAGCUAUGAUGGAACAGGUUCUUACGGGACGCUACGAUCCUCAUUGAAUGAAUCAUCGAUGGUUCAUGCUGGGCAGUUAUGGAGACAGCAACAAGCAAACCGAGCCGAAGGAGACCGGGAACCUCUGCUUGUGAAAGAAGUUGAGCAAGGUGGGAAAGUUGUUCUCGUUGUGGCUGGGCAGUCUACGCUUCCACAGACUGUGUUCAACUCUACCAACGUUCUGAUUGGAGUUGGACUUCUCAGUCUUCCCAUGGGUCUCAAGUACUCUGGCUGGAUUUGUGGCAUGGUUUUCCUGCUUCUCUCAGCUAUUGUCACAGCCUACACUGCAAAACUGCUAGCGAAAUGUAUGGAUUGUGACGCUGGGCUCAUUACCUUUGCUGAUCUGGCCUACGUUUCUUAUGGCCAGAAAGCUCGCAUUGCCACCAGUGUCCUUUUCACAUUGGAGCUCUUGGCAGCAUGUGUUGCUUUGGUGGUUCUCUUCGCCGAUACGUUGGAUUUGUUAAUACCUGGAGUUGGUGUAAUUCAGUGGAAGAUUUUGUGUGGCAUUUUGUUGAUACCCCUGAAUUUUGCGCCUUUGCGACUGCUCAGCUUUAGCAGUGUCAUUGGGAUAUUCUCAUGUUUUAGCAUUGUUCUUAUUGUUUUCGUGGACGGGUUCAUCAAGCCUCAUACGCCGGGUUCCUUACGUGAGCCAGCAGAGACCUACCUCUUUCCAAACAACUGGCUCACCCUGCCUCUCUCUUUUGGGCUCCUGAUGUCACCAUGGGGCGGUCACUCAGUGUUCCCUAAUAUCUACCGAGACAUGAGACAUCCGUAUAAGUUUAAGAAAGCGGUCAAGAUUACUUUUACGUUUACUUAUCUCCUCGACUGCGCUACUGCUGUGGCGGGCAUCUUAAUGUUCGGUGAAGGGGUAAUGAAUGAGAUCACUGCAAACAUUAUCGACACUUCCAGCUAUCCACGAGCUCUUUCCAUCCUGAUGAGUAUCUUUAUCGCCAUCAUCCCUCUCACCAAGGUUCCCCUCAAUGCCCGCCCUAUAGUCUCCACGAUUGAGGUAUUCUCCGGUCUCGACCCAGUCUCUAUCUCUGACUCUCCAGCACUUACUGGUCUGCCUAGCUAUACCAGAGGCAUCUUGAAAGUAGCGAUCAGGGUUAUUGUUGUUAUCGUGUUUGUCAUUAUUAGCAUCGUUUUCCCGGCGUUUGAUAGCAUUAUGGCGUUUAUGGGGAGCACACUCUGUUUUACCAUUUGUGUUAUACUGCCAUUGAUGUUCUAUUUGAAGAUCUUUGGAAAGGAGGUCAGCGUCAGAGAGCGAAUUUUCUGCUACUUUUUGAUUGCUAUUUCUUCGGUGUUGGCUAUUGUAGGGACUGUCUGGGCUUUCUUACCGAAAAGUAUGAUUGGUGCGGAGUAA